Molecule: messenger RNA, 791 nt
Organism: Mollisia scopiformis
Lineage: Eukaryota; Fungi; Ascomycota; Leotiomycetes; Helotiales; Mollisiaceae
Exons: 2
Source: RefSeq, a predicted model, not a curated record
UCCAGUUCAUUUUCAAAACGCCAGAUCAGAAUGACGGAUCGCGGAUUAUAGGUGGCAAGAUCAGAUGAAACGCAUGGCGAUUAGCUCUUUAACAGCCUCUCGGAUCGGAUGUCAUGCUCAUAGAAACAGCUCGCAUCGUGCUUGUGUUCGGGUCUCCGUCGACGACACUUGUUUGAGAAACAUGGCCCCAGCGCUAUGGUUGAAUAAAGCUAGCCGCACUGCUCUAUCCUGACAUACAUCGAAUCUCUCUUGUCUUCUCAUCAUCAGCAUCCCUCUUGAACUAGAAAUCAGCCUCCUCAUCCAAAAUGACCACAACAUUCACCAAAACGCACCGUCUCCCCCCCUCCAUCACCCGCUCAACAGCCCUCACCUACCUCCACAACCACGCCUUCAUCCUCUCCGCCGACAGCAACCUAACCUCCUACACCUCCCUCCCUACCUCUACGCCCUCUCCGCUCCCCACCGAACACCAAUCCAAGAAAAUAGCCGAAACGCGCAUCUACACCAUCCGCGACAAGGUGGCCGACGUCCCCGGCGGGCUGUGGAGCUCGGACGUCGAGAGUGCGGGCGAGUACACGAAUUUGACGGAUGGGAUUUUUCUAAGGGGGAAGAGCCCGUUGAGUGUUGUGACGGAGACGGUGAUUAGGGUUGAAGGGGCGGAAGGGGAGGGGGAGGGAGAGGGGUUGGUGAUUAGGUGUGAGAGUCGGGUUAGUUGUUCGCGGUUGAUUGUGGGGGUUAUUAAGGGGAGUUUGGAGAGGAAUUUGGAGGGGUUGGUGGGGGGGGUUGUGAGG